This is a messenger RNA of Vespa crabro (European hornet), 4741 nucleotides long. RefSeq names its product neuropeptide SIFamide receptor-like. The record is from RefSeq and is a predicted model, not a curated record. Gene Ontology annotation, cellular component: membrane. Gene Ontology annotation, biological process: G protein-coupled receptor signaling pathway. Bases 1421 to 2908 code for a protein of 495 amino acids. Gene Ontology annotation, molecular function: neuropeptide Y receptor activity; peptide binding. NCBI's taxonomy places the organism in Eukaryota, Metazoa, Arthropoda, Insecta, Hymenoptera, Vespidae. The transcript has 3 exons.
UGUACGAAUUUUUGUUCGUUUCAUCAGGUUGGGCCGACUAUAUGCUAUGAGAGUAAGUACAUCGCAUGCGGCUUGCAUGUGCCGCCUCUUGUAAGAACGCUUGCGCAGUAUUAGAGUUUCGGCAGACAGCUCGCCGCUACGGGUGCAUCUCGCGGCAGUUCGCGGUCGCCUUCUAAAGCAAGCUCAUUAGUCGCUCAGAGCAGCACCGGCACCGCGACAGAUUUUUUUUCUUACCCUUCUUUUUUCAUACACGCCCGUCAAUCGUUAAAAAUCUUUAAGAAAUCUAUUCGACUAAUCCCUUUCCCUAGUUGGUGUCACUUCCUUUUUCUCACACAAACACACACACACACACACAUACACACAUUUUAUCUUUCACUUUUACCUUUAUUACACAUUAAUUUUCUUUUUCUAUUUUUCACACAUACAAUCUCUUUCUAUGUCUCACGGAACUUUUGUUUUUUCCCCAUUUUGUCUCAUUUUCUUUCAACAUAUACAUAUAUAAAUUAUUUCCUUCGUUCACGUAUCCACCACGUUGUAUGGUUGUAACAAUACGUUGAUAAAGGGAAUAGUAAUAAAAAGAAAAAAAAAAAAUUGAGGAAAGUCACUUUGGAUCAUUGGAUUGGAUUGGCGUGCACGUGCGAGGUAGCUAACGAAGUACGGGGGAGCGUCGAACUCUGAACGCGCGUUACGAUUAAAGGAAAGCGUGCAGGGACCCGAGUCGAAUGUCACGGACUAGGUCGAUCUAAGUGUCGUGGCACUAAUAAAGAUCGGAAGAGUUUACGUAUGGAACGAUGUUAAAUCACGUACUGGCAUAAAUUUUCUCAACGUGAGCGAGAGGAUCGAGCCAUUUAUCUGAAUAGAAGAUUGUCCUUGUGAGGUGAGGUCAAAUUAUAGAAACAUAGAAGACGUAACAUAUAGACGGACGAAGAUAGAAAUAUAGACAAAUGGAAAGACUCGAUUGUUUUUGAUUGGUCGUAAUAGAAAAAUAAUAACGAGUGAAGAAGAAAAAAGAAAAAGAAGAAGAGGAAGAAGAGGAAGAGGAAGAAGGAAGAGUAAAAGGAGGUUGAAGUUGUAAAACUUUCUCGUAGUAAAAAAAAAAGAGUAGAACGUGCUUUCGGGCAAGCUCUGUGUGGGCGUCGAGGUGAACGUAGGUCAUCGACACGACGUCGAUGAAGAUCUGAGGAAUAAUUGGAAGAGGACAUUGGUAACCAAAUAGAAGAUCGGGUAGUAGUACCUAGUAAGAAAGGUCUUCUGUUUCUUUUUUUUUUUUUUUUUUGUUUUUUUUCUUUGGUUAGUUGAUUGUUAUUGUUGUUGUUAUUGCUAUUGUUGUUGUUGUUGUUGUUGUUAUUGUUGUUGUUGUUGUUGUUAUCGUCGUCGUCGUCGUCGUCAUCGUCGUCGUCGUCGUCGUCGUCGUCGGCCGAUGAUCAACGUCGAGACACCGACGUUCCGACAUUAUACACUCAAGUUCCCGAUGCUGCAGCCACCCUCUCCGCUUUUGGAGAUGGCGUCCCUGCGUUUACCGGACUCGGAGGAGUUCGACGUCGACACGCGUCGUAGGAGCAACAACGGCAACAUGCUACCUACGACGGUAGCCACUACUCCACCAGUUACCGGUACAUUUCAACAGAUCAAGAAUGAUGUUGGUGAUUAUUUAAAUAAUUUAUUGGUCGAGGCCAUUACCAUUAGCCCUAACCGUGAUAUUGGAGCACCCUCUAUCGAGGAUGAACAAACUGGACUUUUCAACGCUAGUAAAACGGAAAAUAAUUCGACGAUCGAGCAAUUACCUGAUCGACUCUACAGGCAUACCAUGGCCAUGUCAGCGGUUUAUUGCGUGGCUUAUGUUCUCGUAUUUGUCGUUGGUCUUAUCGGGAACAGUUUCGUAAUAGCUGUCGUUUACCGUUCACCAAGGAUGAGGACCGUCACCAAUUUCUUCAUCGUCAAUCUCGCUGUCGCUGAUGUAUUGGUCAUCGUAUUUUGCUUACCGGCAACACUGAUGAGCAACAUAUUUGUCCCUUGGAUCCUGGGAUGGUUCAUGUGUAAAGCGGUUGCUUAUAUACAGGGUGUAUCGGUUGCAGCUUCGGUUUACAGUCUCGUAGCAGUUUCACUCGACAGGUUCCUGGCAAUUUGGUGGCCACUAAAAUGUCAGAUAACAAAACGACGGGCCAGGAUGAUGAUCGUUGUGAUUUGGUUCAUCGCAUUGACGAUAACAUCGCCUUGGUUGGUGUAUUUCAACUUAGUAUCGAUUUACGAAGAUGAUCCAGAUUUGAGGUUAUGUUUGGAGACAUGGCCACGUCCCGAGGAUGGUUCCCUCUUCUUUUUGAUUGGAAAUUUGACUCUAUGUUAUGUAUUACCGAUGAUCCUGAUAUCACUUUGUUACAUAUUGAUCUGGAUAAAAGUUUGGCGUAGGCAUAUACCAACCGAUACGAAGGACGCCCAAAUGGAACGGAUACAGCAAAAGUCAAAGGUGAAAGUGGUGAAGAUGUUGGUAGUCGUCGUUAUCCUAUUCGUCCUAUCAUGGCUACCUCUUUACGUAAUAUUCGCAGUAAUAAAAUUAGGCGGUGAUGUUGCCGGCCAAGAAGACGAGAUAUUACCUAUAGCAACACCAAUAGCUCAAUGGCUCGGUGCAAGCAAUUCCUGUAUCAAUCCGAUCCUUUAUGCAUUUUUCAACAAGAAAUAUAGACGCGGCUUCGUCGCGAUAUUAAAAAGCGGCCGUUGCUGCGGUAAAUUAAGAUAUUACGAAACUGUAGCAAUGAUGUCCUCGUCAACGAGCAUGAGAAAGUCAUCCUAUUAUGUUAACAAUAACAACAAUAACAAUAAUAAUUCGUCAACGAGACGUGCCCCUUGUCAUGGACCACCUGUUCAUCAGGAUAGCAAUGUAUCUUAUAUAUUCAAUCACAGCGGUGUUUAAGAAUGAAAUUAAAAAAAAGAAAAAAAGAAAAAUUAAAAAGGAAAAAGAAAUAAGAUGUCUAGAUUGAUAACGGGACGACCAUUUUGCACCAUGUUCUGCAUCACUCAGAGAAAGAGAGAGGGAAAGCAAGAGAGGAAAGAGGAAAGAGAAUGAGAUAGAAAUAGAUAUAUCCUUACACGGUCGAUCAGAAGGGAAUAAAUCGAAGAAGGUGGAGAUGGAGAUGGAGGUGGAGGUGGAGGUGGAGGUGGAGUUGGAGGUGGAGGUGGAGAUGGAGGUUGAAUUAAAGGAAUAGGUGAAAGUAUAUAAAGGUUGCUGCUUUUAGUCCAACGACUUGGUGUAUUAGACUUGAUCGGGUCUCUAGACUCUGAGGCCUGAGCGCCGAGGAUCACUCAUGAAUUUUUUUUUUUCUCUCUAUUAUCACAACGGAGAGCGCCGACACCGAGAUUCUGGGUCAUCCCAAUGAUGAUCGUCACGAUUGUUACUCGGGUCGGAAGUCGAUGAUGAUAAGUAGAAGAAGAAGAAGAUACGAAGAAAAUAUAAAAAUAGAUGAAAAGGGCACGUUCAGUUAAUUCGACGAUACGAAUAUCUUACUAUUGACUCGUUACAUCAACUCGAGUAUAUUUAUCGAGGAUAAAGAAAAAAUGGAUGGAUGGAUGGAUGGAUGGAUGAAUGGAUGAAUGGAUGAAUGGAUGGAUGGAUGGAUGGAUGAUGGAUGAUGGAUAAUAUAGAAUUAGAUCCAUCGACGAAAGAACAAUACUCCGGACACGGUUUACGAAUAAACGAAGAUUUUUCACGUCCUUGCUAAUUAUCGGGGAUAUUUGCUGAUUAAUUUUUUUGAAACAAUGAUAUGUAUAUAUAUAUAUAUAUAUAUAUAUAUAUAUAUAUAUGUGUAUGUAUGUAUAUGUAUAUUUGUUUUUUCGACGAUCUUUACGAGAACGUCUCUCUUUUUCUCAAAGCGAAGAAAAUUUAUUCAAAUAUUGUCAUCUGUUCGAGAGAAAAAGAAGAAGAAGAAGAAGAAGAAGAAGAAGAAGAAGAAGAAGAAGAAGAGGAAAAGAUAAAAUAGUUAAAAAUAAGAGCUUAGAUUUUUCUUCGCAUACCAGAGAAUAGAGAGUUAGAGUUCGUUUUUAUUGGAAUACUAAUUUCACGUGGAUCGAUUGUGCUCGAUUAGCAUAUUAGAAAUUAGACUGUCCAACGAGAACUUUUGUCAGUACACAUAUUUCAUGUGAUUUUCAGCGAACAUAAUAAUAAUAAUAAUAAUAAUAAUAAUAAUAAUAAUAAUAAUAAUAAUAAUAAUAAUAAUAAUAAUAAUAAUAAUAAUAAUAAUAAUAAUAAUAAUAAUAAUGCAUAUUAAUAAUAAUCGCAUACACAAAAACAUACAAACACGCAAACACAAACAAGGAUACAAAAUGCGAAAUAAAAAAUAAGUGUUCGACAGUACGUCGACGAUCCUUCGAUUUUUUGUGGUCACUGCCUAAACAGUGUUGAAACAAUUGUUACCAAAAAUUUCAUAGAUUGCAAUAACAUCAUAAAUGACUUUGGACUCUGGAAUUUUUUAAUCACUUGUAAAUCGAACGAAAUAUUGAAAGUCCAGAGAAUGUUUCAAGAUGGAAUUUAAAAAAGAAAAAAACAUUUCUAAUGACAUUUAACCAAACGCGUUUAGAAACGCGCCGGUCCACGCACGCAAUGUGAAUAUUAUUGUGUACUUAUAUAUAUGUAUAUAUAUAUAUAUAUACAUAUAUACUACUGUAUUGUCUAAUACAUACAUAAAUAUAUACAUACAACUUUAUCUUAGCGAAAAUCGACUCUAGUAGAGUAUAUACUACUUAUAUAUAU